Orbilia oligospora ATCC 24927 is the source of this 1122-nucleotide messenger RNA. RefSeq lists its product as uncharacterized. Gene Ontology annotation, biological process: regulation of vacuole fusion, non-autophagic; vacuolar protein processing; protein phosphorylation. Gene Ontology annotation, cellular component: cytoplasm; Golgi apparatus. Lineage: Eukaryota; Fungi; Ascomycota; Orbiliomycetes; Orbiliales; Orbiliaceae. The transcript is spliced from 3 exons. Gene Ontology annotation, molecular function: ATP binding; protein serine/threonine kinase activity. The coding region runs from base 1 to 1122 and encodes 373 amino acids. The record is from RefSeq and is a predicted model, not a curated record.
AUGGCGCAGUACUUCCUCGACCUCGUCUAUACCCUCACCAGCUGUAUGAGCUGCUUCCCCACCCCCGCUCUCGUCAUCAACCACCGUUCCUUCAAAAUCCUCCGUCUUCUCGGUGAGGGAGGUUUCUCAUACGUUUACCUGGUCCAAGACACCUCCGGCACCCUCUACGCCCUCAAAAAGAUCCGCUGUCCAUUCGGUCAAGAAUCUCUAACCCGCGCUACCUCCGAAAUCGAAUCCUACAAACUCUUCCCACCUUCACCUCUUCUGAUCCCACUGAUCGACUCCACAAUAAUCACCGAACGAAGGGAUGACUCCAAAACCGCGUAUAUCCUACUUCCAUAUUACCGACGUGGUAACCUUCAAGAUCUAAUAAAUGCAAACUUGGUGGAUAAGAAAUGGUUCCCUGAAAAACAGGUUUUGGAGUUAUUUUUGGGUGUUUGUGAGGGAUUGGCGUUGAUUCAUGGGCAUAAAGUUACGCCUACUGGUUCUUCUUCGACUUCUUCUUCUGCGAAUGCUGCUGGCGCUCGGAACCGUGCUGGCGCUGAUGAUGAAGAGGAAGGUGUGGCGCUUAUGGAAGAAUCGCGUGAUAUAUCCGGUGGAGCACAUUCCGGUGAACUCCGGUCGUUUGCCCACCGUGAUAUCAAACCAGGAAACGUCAUGAUCUCAGACGACGGUGUAACCCCCGUUUUAAUGGACUUUGGCUCCAUAGCACCCUCUCCGAUCCACGUAUCCUCCCGCUCUCUGGCCAUCCAAAUCCAAGACGAAGCAGCCGAACACUCCACGAUGUCCUACCGAGCGCCCGAGUUGUUCGACGUCAAAACCGACAGUAUUAUUGAUACAAAAGUCGAUAUCUGGAGUAUGGGAUGUUUAUUAUAUGCGUUAAUGUACCACCAUUCACCGUUUGAAUUGUCGACGGAACUCGGAGGUGGUAGUUUGGCAUUAGCAAUCGCGAGCGGGGAUUGGAAGUUCCCUGGCGCGGGACAAAUGGGGGCUAGAGUUGAGGGAGAUGUGGGAGAUAAGACGAAGGAUGUUGUUAGGAAGUGUUUGGCGAUUGAGCCGGAUGCUCGUCCGGAUAUUAGGGAGUUGAUUGGGGUUGUUAAAGAGGCUAUUAACGUUUUGUGA